AGAAAUCAAAAGUUUGAUUGACCUCUUCUUGAUUUCACACCAGACCACCAACGCCCAUCAUCAAUUCAAUCUCAGUCGGCGAAUAGGUAACUUAUCGCAAUCAUGGCUGUCGGAAAGUGAGUAAACUCCUCGCCAUUAUAUCCUUUUCCCUCGAUCUUGUAAUGUUGGAAUCGAUAAAUCACAAUACCGCGGAUUCGCGACAAUUGGGCUAGGACGAGGACGAGAGGGGCAAAGCUAUCGAGAAUAUGGAUCUGACAGCACGACAGGAAUAAGCGUCUCUCUAAGGGCAAGAAGGGUUUGAAGAAGAAGACCUUGGAUCCCUUCACCCGUAAAGAUUGGUACCAGAUCAAGGUUUGUGAAAUUCUUCGACUUGAGAUUUAUUCGCAGAAUCUGACAAUAUUUUUUAUAGGCACCAUCUUCAUUCCAAAUCAGAGAGUACGACAAAUCCCACUACCUAUUUUUCGAGCUACAUCUAAUAAUUUAUACAGUGUCGGAAAGACCCUCGUCAACAGAACCACCGGUCUCAAGAACGCCAACGACUCGUUGAAGGGAAGAAUUAUCGAGGUUUCUUUGGCCGAUUUGCAAAAGGAUGAGGACCACGCUUUCCGCAAGGUUAAGCUCCGUGUCGAUGAGGUUCAAGGAAAGAACUGCUUGACCAACUUCCACGGUCUCGACUUCACAUCAGACAAGCUUAGAUCUCUUGUCCGAAAGUGGCAAUCCUUGAUCGAGGCAAACAUCACUGUCAAGACCACCGACGACUACCUCCUCCGCCUCUUCGCUAUCGCUUUCACCAAGCGCAGACCUAACCAGAUUAAGAAGACCACAUACGCUGCUUCUUCUCAAAUCAGGGCGAUCCGCAAGAAGAUGACCGAGAUCAUCCAACGUGAGGCCAGCACCUGCACUCUCACUCAACUCACCGCCAAGCUCAUCCCAGAGGUUAUCGGUCGUGAGAUUGAGAAGGCUACCCAAGGCAUCUACCCAUUACAAAACGUAUGUUAAAUUACUUAUUGGGGGUGCAAUUUAUGUACUAAUUUUUCAUCAGGUUCACAUUAGAAAAGUCAAGCUUUUGAAGGCACCUAAGUUCGACCUUGGUGCUCUCCUCAACCUCCACGGCGAGUCAAACACAGAUGAGCAAGGGCAAAAGGUUGAGAGGGAAUUCAAGGAGAAGGUGUUGGAGCAAGUUUAAAUAAGGGAUGAUGUUAUGCGGUUUGGGUUUGAUGGUGCAUCAUAUGUAGUCAAGUCUGGGCUUUGGGCAAUAUAGGCGUGACUUUGCAUCACACAUAGCACAGGGCUAUCAUUCAAUUCCAAAAAUGUCAAAAAAAUGCAAAA
Sclerotinia trifoliorum is the source of this 1329-nucleotide messenger RNA. Lineage: Eukaryota; Fungi; Ascomycota; Leotiomycetes; Helotiales; Sclerotiniaceae. The record is from the annotation of a GenBank genome assembly.